Messenger RNA from Sporothrix brasiliensis 5110, 1185 nucleotides. RefSeq names its product tubulin-specific chaperone. Lineage: Eukaryota; Fungi; Ascomycota; Sordariomycetes; Ophiostomatales; Ophiostomataceae. The transcript is spliced from 3 exons. The record is from RefSeq and is a predicted model, not a curated record. Bases 1 to 1185 code for a protein of 394 amino acids. Gene Ontology annotation, biological process: tubulin complex assembly; post-chaperonin tubulin folding pathway. Gene Ontology annotation, cellular component: cytoplasm.
AUGUCUCAAGUCUUGAACCCCGUCACUCACAACUACCCGUUUGCCUUUGCAGGAAAACGACCCAUCAUGGAUCCCAAGGAGCGGUUCUACCGCCAGUUCCAAUUCGAGGUUCAGGAUAUCCAAAAUCAUAUCAGCAAACUCGGCUCUAUUUCCGUUGUUGGCGGCGAGCGCAAGGAUGCCACAGAUAGCAUUCUGAUGCGCAUUUCCAAGCUGUCGCUUGACGUGGCUGAUGCUUCCGACUUUAUUCCCGCCUACGACCAGCGCACGCACUCUGCUCUAAACGAGGAGGUGGCCCGGUUGGCACCGGCCAAGCCUCGGUUCCAGUUCAAACGGGCACCCAGGACGGCCGCAGCAACUCCAGCUGACAGCACGCCGGCCGCACCAGACAACCGCUUGCUCCGUGGUGUGCCUGAUAAGCCGGUGGCAAAACCAGAGGAGACAGCAGACGCCGCUACAGAAGCUGAGGCGUCUGAUGCUGUUGGUACCCUGCCCGUGAUUGGAGCUGGAACGGCCGUUGGCACUAGAAAUUACAACGCCGAGAUCGGCAGCACCGGCGGCAGAAGCGACAGCAUCCGAAAGCCAAGCUUCUCGUCUGCCCGUGAGAUUGCCAUCUCCGGCCACACAGGCCUGCACAUCAUCCUCCCACUCUCAGCAUCACGUGCCACCGCAUACGGCAGUCUGACCGACCUUCACAACUGCGUUGUCGACAUGUCCGUGCCCACAUCUAGCACCGCACGCGGUGGCGGGGGCGCCGCCUUCCAGAGCCUGAUGCUGCGUGAUAUUGAGCACAGUCUUGUGGUGGCUGGACAUGUUAGUGGUGCCGUGCACAUCACGGGCCUCCAGAAUUGCGUGCUCGUCGUCGCGGCACGCCAGGUGCGCAUCCACGAGUGCGACGGCGUCGACGUCUACCUGCAGUGCGGCAGCCGGCCGAUUAUCGAAGACUGCCGGCACAUGAGGUUUGCGCCGCUGCCUCAGUCCUAUGCCAACGACGGCAACAGCGAGGCCACCAACCAUUGGGACCAGGUGGACGACUUCAAGUGGCUGCGGUCUGACGCGUCACCCAACUGGAGCGUGCUGCCCGAGGCGGAGCGGCUGCCGGACACGGUCUGGACAGGCGCUGUAACAGGAGGGCCGGGACUGAGCACAGCGGACGUGUUGCGCGCUGUCGGGAUUGCGAAGAAGUGA